CUGGUGGCUCGCUCCACGUCAAAACGUCGAAUGGUCGAUUGCGUACUUCCCGCGUGGCCUUCCCAGAUCAAAUAUCUGAAACGCUCUCCCGCCCGCAACCUUGGAUGCUGCGGGCUACACGCAAUGUUGAAUUUGUCCAACCUCACUCGCAGCCGAGUGUCUCUCCGUUAGAAUGGCGUCGUCUAGCUCGUCGUUGUCGCAGUUCGACGAGCCCAAACCGUCCGCUGCGACCCUGUUAUGGCAGGCCUCCCAGUAUCGGCCGCGAACACGCAGGACCAAGGCAAUUGCCUUUUCCAUACUUUCUUUCUUGUUGCUACUAUGGAUGAUGUCCUCGUCUCGGCAACAAGCCGAGCCGAACUUCUGGACCAAAUUCCCAUCGCGUCACCCCUUUUCUGAACGCCCCGAAGAUGCGCAGGUCGCUCUUCCUCGAAAGUCAGAUCUCUCCGCGAACGAUACCCUCCCUCAUGACCUGGGAAAGACCAACCCCCACCUCCAUGUUCUCGUGCCGACCGUGAAGGGUUCCCGCGGCGCCUGUCGCACGAUGACGUCUGCUAUGAUUCUCGGAUAUCCGCCUCCAACAUUGAUCGGUUACGGCCAUGAAAAGCCCGGGGCGACCGAGCUCGAGCGUACGGUGGAGCAAAUCACUCGCGUGCGGGAUUAUCUCCAGACUAGCCGCGUCGUCAAGGAUCGGGAUUUCGUGUUGAUUGUCGACGCCCAGGAUGUCUUCUUCCAAUUACCUCCGCGGGUCCUGGUAGAGCGAUUCCAGGAUCUCAUUCGGAAGAAUAACCAGAAGCUGCAGAAGAAGUAUGGCUUUGCCGUGGUAGAAAAACCCAAUGGAGCUUCUCCGGAUCUAGUGCAGAAGUAUACCCAGCGAGUUCUGUUCGGAGCUAGCAAGCUCUGUUACAGUGCCUUGGACAGUGACCCUGGAUGCGUCUCUGUCCCAGAGUCAAGUCUACCCCCAGAUGUCUACGGAUGGAAGACGGAUGUUCAUCCGGAUGGACAUUUGAAUCGGCCUCGGUGGUUGAAUCCCGGCGCAGUGAUUGGCCAGGCUGCCGAUCUGAGAAUCAUUUAUGAUGAGGUUCUACGUGUGAUGGAGCAGCGCCACAAGAAGCAUGGCGACUACCAGGCCCUGACCCAGAUCUUUGGACGACAAGAAGUGGUCCGAGAACUGGAGCGGCUUCGUACCGUCAACAGGAUCAAGGAAUGGGUCUACGGGAUGCUGGGUAUAUCCGAUGCAAUCAACAUUGAUGGAAUCAGUGUUCGUCUCGAGACUGGCCAUCGCUACGAGUACGGCAUUGGUGUGGACUACGAGUCCCAGCUCUUCUUCAAUCAGAUCCUCUCGCGCAAUGAUGUCGAGUGGAUCAAGUUCAAUAAUAUCACCAAGACUUCCCUCCUCCAAGGGCAAUUCGGUGUUCCACGAGAACACCGUCUUCUUCUUCCAGAAGACAUUGCGGCUCUACCGAACCCCUUCAACCAAACUCGUUUCGCCAGGGAACAGACCACUCCACCAGCGUACAACGCGACCUUGGACAAGCUCCCAAACCCGAAAGACCACUCGUGGAACAACAUUCCCCUCAUGACAAACCCUCAUUCUGCCUCCGUCCCCGUUCUGGCCCAUCUUAACGGAGAUCCCAAACUGCGCAAUGUAUGGUGGGAGAAGAUGUGGUUCUUUCCAUGGGCCCGUGCCUUACUCCGUCGAUACGUCCGCUCCUCGCACGGGUUCGAUACUGCACAGUCCGCACUUUUGGGUGGCCAGGAGUGGUGGGAUAUGCGUGGUGGACGUGGUGGUCUGUGGACCGAUGACGAGAAUUGGGUUACAGUCUCUGAAGUCUGCGAGGGCCAGGAGCGAGAUCUAUUUGAUGAUGAUCUCGGUCCUUGGGCUAAGGAGAACGGCGAUCCGGACGUGCCGGUCUAUAAUCAGUUUGGGAAUCUGAUCAAGGGGAAAGAGAAAGAAGAGGAAGAGUUCCUCUAGACAUGUCCCAGGUCUCGGUUUGACCCUUUUCCUUUAUCUUUUAAGAAUAUGGCAUUGAAGGUGUUCCUCAUAAGCCUUUUCAAGCUUUCCACUUUUGGGAUCUCGAGAGUUGGAUCUACCAUCCCACUGCUGCAAGAAUACCCAGCACUUUCUUUUUCGCUCGAUACCAACGUUUAUUUUUGCUAAGACCAUGGCAUUGUAGCCAUGCUCUUAGCCACUGAUCAUGGAGUACCGGUUCAUCGUUUGGGUUGUAUCAUAGAUAGAUGUCAAAGUCCUUAUUAAAGUGGCAUACAUAAUGAGAUCAAAAUUACAAGCUCCAAA
This is a messenger RNA of Penicillium brasilianum, 2293 nucleotides long. The record is from the annotation of a GenBank genome assembly. NCBI's taxonomy places the organism in Eukaryota, Fungi, Ascomycota, Eurotiomycetes, Eurotiales, Aspergillaceae.